UUAGGAUGUUGAAAAUAUUAUCAUGUGGUUCGUCGUGGUUCACAGAUUGACGACAGAUUUAUAAAAACGGUACUUGACACUUGUACUUGUUGGUUAUAAAGACAAGAGAAGCUCUUGAGUGGAACUGAAUAUUAUUUCCAAUAUUCACUCUGGUGUGAAUCCUAUCAGAAAAUGAUUGCUCUCCAUGCAAUAUAUCCAAUAGUUUAUAAGUUUUAAUGAUGUCAUUGACAAUUAAGCUACCUGAGGAUGCUGAAAAAAAUAUCUGUGUCAUGACCAAAAAAUGAACUCAAACAAUUAAGGUGCUUUACCUGUAAAUUAGAAACAAAACCUGAAUGAAAGCAUUGACAUGCAUUGAUGUUAGUAGGACAGAACGAGCAGGGUGCCAUAAGUUUAAAGCCAAAAAUAAAAAUUAUAAUCAAAUUUUUCUAGGAAUUAAGAUGAACAGACAAAUACUCAUUUUCAAAAUAGCAUCCUUACCCAGCUGAAGGGAACAAUCUAUUUUAUGAUGGAAUUGAGUCUUCAAGAAGAUAUCUUACAGAACAAUGACAAUAGAUCAUCUGAUGAGAUUAAAGUUGAAGGUGAAAUUUUGACAUGGGAUACCCUCUGGUUUGAAGUUUGUAGUUCUGGGGAGCACAAUGAAGAUAACAAGGAAACUGUGAACACUUUCUUUGAAACAUCCAGCUCUGAUCAAGUUAUUUGUAGUACAGAAAUAAAAAAUGAUGAUGCAAGUCCCAGUAUCCCAAAUAAAAAUGACGAUCAGAACAUUGGCAAAGAAGUCAUUGCAGUGACCACCAAAAGUACAUCUUCUAAUGUACCAGAACAUCCAAAUGAUGAUGUAUUUUCAGAGGCCAAAAGAAGAACUAGUGGUGUCAGGGAUAAAGCAAAAGGGUCACAAUUUAUAAACAAAGGCUCUGCUACUAAUCAAGACACAUCAGGUAGAACAAGUAAAGAAAAUUUUAAUACAGAAAAUCGGACGAGUUCAAGUAAAAAAAAUAAGGGAAAUAAAAAGGUCAAUGUUUCAGAUAAGAAACCACAAUGUAAAACAUCUGGGGCAAGCAUCAAGUACAAGCAAAAUGUAAAUAAACAUGAAAUUAAAGUGAUACGUACGAGUGAAAGGAGACAUGUAGAAAAAAUGUUUGAUAGUACAUUGUGGGACACAAGCACUUCUUGUAUUAAGAAAAAACCUAAAGUUGUUGAAAAACAAACAAUCACAACCGAGAGUCAACAUCUAGCAGAAACAAAUAAUGAAAACCAGAAAGAUACAAGUCACAAUUGGUCUUGUAAUGAAUUAACUGACUGUACAACUGAAACAAAAACAAAAACUCAAAUUAUUGAAAUACAAACAAUAACAACUGUUAGUCAACAUCUAGAAGAAAGAAAUAAAGAAAACCAGAAAGGCGCAAGUCAGAAUUCGCCAUGUAAUAAGUUACCUGACUCUACAACCGGAAUAACAGACAACACUUUUAAUGAUUUAUUAAGUGAAAUUGAAAUAAAUGUACCAUAUGGGUUAACCGACGAACAGUUCAAUAAAAUGCAUUCAACAACAAAAAGAAAAACUAAUAGUGAACAUAUGGAAGAUGCUAAAAUACAGCAAACAUUCAGAUUAAUGAAAGAUCAGUUCAAUAAUUUGAACUCUGUUACACGACACAACAAUGAAAGUGACCAAUGGGAUGAUCAUGAUGAUUCUGAAAAUAUUACAUUAAGCCUGAUAAAUAGUGAAUCUAAUUGUCAGCAAGUGGAGACAUCAUGUUACCAGGGUUAUCAAAGUUGUCAAUAUAGUAGGAAAGAAAAUGCAAAGAUCAUAAAUGUAAACCCACAAAUCAAAGAAUGUAAUGUUGUUUUAAAAGACACUCAAUACGGUAGAACAGAUAGAGCAAAAAUCAUUAAUGUGAGGGUUAACCCUCAAAUCAAAGAAUGUUAUGUUGUUCUAAAAGACGUUCUAAGAGAAAAUAUAUUAACAGAAAACACAGCAAACAAUCAAUCAACUGCACUAACACAUAGAAGAGUAGUUUAUUCUUGUAAAGAUGUAAAUGAAGAUGGAGAAAAUUUGAAUAGUUUGAGAGCAAAUAACAUAACAAAUGAAAAAAAAGUAAAAAAAUGUAUGAAAUCAUUCAGGUCCAGACUUGAAUUAAAUAAUCAGAAACAGAUAGGAAACAUUUGCAAAGGACAAAAGUUAAACAAACAAAGAAAACAAAAUUUUUGUAUCCCAUGUGGAAAAGGGUUCAAAUGUAAAAGCCUAUUUGAGGAGCAUCAGAAAAUACAUACAGACGAAAGACGAUAUUCACGUAAUGUAUGUUGCAAAAAGUUCAAGAAGUCCAGAUGCUUAAAACAGCACACUCGAAUUCACACUAGAGUCAGAACAAAAUUACAAAAGCAGAAAACUAUACAUUGGUGCUUCCCUUGUGGCAAAGAGUUUCAACAUAUGAGUAUGCUUAAAAAACAUCAGCUGGAAAAGCAUUCAGAUGUUAGACCAUAUUCAUGCUGCCUAUGUUCUAAAAAAUUUAAGAGGAUGUCCGUUUUAAGAUUGCACAGACGAAUUCACACAGGGGAAACACCAUAUUCAUGUGAAUUCUGUGAUAAAGAUUUCAGAUAUGAAAACUCAUUUCGCAAUCAUAUAACAAUGGUACAUACAGAUAUCAUGAAAAGAAAACCUUUUCUUUGUUUCUUUUGUGGAAAACUAUUUAGUCAGAAGUUUAAAUUUCAAAUUCAUGAGCUGUCACAUCAAACAGAGAGAAGACAGUCAAACAAAGAUUGUCAAGAUUCUGACAAAAAAGUAGACAAAAUAGUAGAAGGGAUUAUGAUGAACUAUCAGUCUAUUGACAGCAAAUCUAAAUAUAAUGAUACAAAGGUUUCAGAAGAAAAUUUUAAAUGCUCAAAGUGUGAUGCUACGUUUAAAGAUAAGGACAUUUUCACACUUCAUAAAGAGACAAAUGUGCAUUUUAAGACUUUUAAAUGUGGUUUUUGUGCUGAAGAAUUUGAUCUUGAAAAACUUUUGAUUAAGCAUUUAUAUAUCCAUAUCCGAAAGAACAGUUAUCACAACAAUGAUUUAAAAGGAGAGGACAAGAAGAACAACACUAUGAACAGAGAAAAAGAACAAAGCAAUAGUGGCAUUCACAUGUUUAAGGUUACCAGUAAUAAGGAAUAUCCACUGAAUUCAAAUGAGAAGCAUACCUGCUACCAAUGUGACAAACAGUUCUGUUCUUCUAGCUUAUUGAAAUCACAUGAGUUAACACAUUCCAUGCCAAGACCCUCAAAAUCCCAUUCAAAUAAAUGGAAAUUUAAUUGUUUUGAAUGUAAUGCUGGCUUUAAUCACAUGAGCAAAUUGAAAAUCCAUGAGAGCAGUCAUGCAGGAUUUAGGAUUCAGCAUUGUGAUCUUUGUGGUCAAAGUUUUCGAGAUAAAUAUACUUUAAAGAUCCAUAAUCAGAUACACACUGGCGAGAAUUUGUUCAAUUGUGAACUGUGUGACACAAGUUUAAAGGAAGGAAGUAAACUACAAGAACACAGGAGGAAAUACCAUACUGGUGAAAAACCGUUUAGGUGUUCUGUUUGUUUUAAAAGAUUUCAUGCAAAACGUUUGCUCAAUAAACACACAAAACGACAUCAUUCAUGUUCUCAAACAAAAACUUCAAAUGUCAUGCAAUGCAAUGAAGAAAUCCAGAUACCAAUCAGUAACAAUUUAUGGCUCAUCGAAAAAGCAGUGCCUGAAAAAAAUGAAAGGUUUGUUUGUUUACAUUGUGGAACUGGAUUUCAUUACAUAUCUAGAUAUAAGAAACAUCUUUUCACACACUCAAAUGUCAAACCUUUCACUUGUGAUGUUUGUGAUAAAUCAUUCCGUCGGAGACAUUCUUUGAAGACUCACAGGCGAAUACACACUGGGGAGAAACCGUACACGUGUAGAUUUUGUGAGAAAACAUUUUCUUCUGUAACUUCAUUAAUUUUCCACAGAAGGAGGCAUACUGGGGAAAAACCGUAUUUAUGUCAUGUAUGUGGUUUGCAAUUUUCUACAGGAACUAGCUUAAAUAAUCAUCAAUUGAUGCACCAGGAUACCAAAUUACACAAGUGCAAAACAUGUAACAAAGCAUUUAAGAGGCUGAGGGAUUUAGACAGCCACAAAGAAACUCACAGAGAAAGUCACAAACAAGAGGAUAAACUUAAAUGUGAAACAUGCUGUAAAGAAUUUAAGUAUAAAGAUAGUUUAAAAACUCAUAGAAGAAAUGUUCAUGCAGAGAAUAAGCUAUUUUCUUGUUUGAUUUGUCAGAAAAGGUUUGCAACAAACCAAGAGUUAAAUCAGCACAUACGUUCUCAUACUGGAGAAAAGCCUUAUGAAUGUGAUUUAUGCCAAAAAAGGUUUAGUAUACAAAAAUCACUAAACGAUCAUCUACGUGUGCACUCUGGAGAAAAGCCAUAUGUCUGUGGCAUCUGUGGAAAAGGAUUUAGCCAGUCAGGAAGUCGUAAUGCACACCGAAAAACUCACACUUUAUCUAAGCAGUACGUGUGUAAAGCUGGACAGUGUGUAAAGGAAUUUACUUUUAAAUGUAAUUACGAAAAGCACAUGAUAACACAUACAAAUGAAAGGCCGUUUACCUGUAAAGUUUGUAAAAAAGGGUUUACUCAAAGCAGCAGUUUGAAUACACAUUACAUAUUACACAAGAAAGAGUUGAAUUCAAAGAAUCAUGAUGAGAAAGAACUGAUUCAGAUUGAAUCUUUUACACAUGUUUCAGCUGAAUCCGAAAAAGCGAAAUUCGUUCAAGGAAAAGUUAAAGUAGUAAAUCAGACUUUAACGAAGUCAAAGUUUACAGUAACUCCUUCAAUGAUGGAUGAAGGGAAGAUGUCAACACAAAAAGAUGUCACGGAGGAGGAAGCUGAUCCAAAAGUUUUGAAUUUUAAAACCGCACAAAAACAAUUGACUAAAUCAGAUGGACCUAACUAUCCUUGUUCUAAAUGUGGAAAAGUGUUUAAUCAAAAGUAUAGUUUAAACUGGCAUCAGCAGACACACUACGAAAAGAAACAAUUUAAGUGUGAUGUUUGUGGAAAAGAAUUUAAUUUUAAGGGUAAUCUAAAAACUCAUCUUCGAGUCCAUACCAAUGAAAAACCAUACAAAUGUCAUGAGUGUGGUAAAGGGUUCAGCCAGAGCUCUAGUCUACAUACACAUAGUCGUUUACAUAAAAAGACAGCAACAUCAUCUUGAAAAGAAAUUAAUAUUAUUGAUUUUAUUAUUCCAAAAAUAAAAUUUCAAUUGUUA
This is a messenger RNA of Mytilus californianus (California mussel), 5242 nucleotides long. RefSeq names its product zinc finger protein 721-like. The coding region runs from base 503 to 5188 and encodes 1561 amino acids. The transcript is spliced from 3 exons. NCBI's taxonomy places the organism in Eukaryota, Metazoa, Mollusca, Bivalvia, Mytilida, Mytilidae. The record is from RefSeq and is a predicted model, not a curated record.